UGACUUUACUAAUCUAUGAUAGAGAAUUUGUUUGUCAAGUCAUAUGUAGAAAACCCAAAUUACUCUAUAAACCGCAAUUCAAAUUUUAAUUAAGUUGAGAUUUAUAAAUAAACAUUACUUCACAUUUUUCCUGAAUGCAUAUUUUGGCGAGUACGCAACUCCUUUUUAAACCUUUUAAAAACAAAACAGUGAAGGAACUGUGUUUUUACAGUUCAUUUACCCUGUUUGGAAAGGCAAAUCCCAAAAUGUCCAAGUCAGAUCUAGUCUAUCGUCGCCUAGACAACAUAAUAAAAUCACAAGAGGACAAACGUUUAUACAGGGGUUUAGAAUUAACCAAUGGCAUGAAGGUUUUAUUAGUUAGUGAUCCUCAAACUGAUAAAUCAGCGGCUGCAAUGGAUGUUAAUGUAGGAUUUUUGAGUGACCCCAAGAAUGUAAAAGGACUGGCCCAUUUUUGUGAACAUAUGUUGUUUUUGGGCACAGAAAAGUACCCAUGUGAAAAUGACUACAACAAAUUUCUACAGGAACACGGUGGCAGCAGCAACGCUGCUACUUAUAUUGAUCACACCUUGUAUUAUUUUGAUAUUGUGCCAGAUCAUCUGAAAAAUGCUUUAGAUAGGUUUGCUCAGUUCUUCAUAUCACCUCUAUUUACUGAAAGUGCAACGGAAAGGGAGAUAAAUGCUGUGAACUCUGAGCAUGACAAGAACAUUCCUAGUGAUGUUUGGAGGAUCAAUCAACUAGACCAUCAUCUGUGCGAUCCAGAUCAUCCAUAUCACACUUUUGGAACUGGCAAUACUUACACUUUAAGUACAUUGCCAAAGGAGAGUAGCAUUAAUGUUCGUGAUGAAUUAUUGAAAUUUCAUAGUCAAUGGUAUUCAUCCAAUCUCAUGUGUUUGGCAGUUUUAGGAAAAGAAAGCUUGGAUGAAUUAGAAGAGGUUGUAGUUGAACUUUUUGGUUCAGUUAACAAUAAGAAUGUUAAAGCUGCCAGAUGGGAAACCCACCCAUUUAAAGAUGACCAAUUAAGAACUGUUGUUUAUGUAACUCCUGUGAAAGAUUUAAGAAAUUUGAAUAUUGUUUUUCCCUGCGAUGAUUACACUGAUUUUUACAAAUCUGCGCCGACAAAUUAUUUGAGUCAUUUGAUUGGACACGAAGGGCCCGGCAGUAUAUUGUCGGCUUUAAAAGCUCGUGGUUGGUCUAAUCAGUUAGUUGGAGGAGUCCGAACUAGUUCUCGCGGGUUCAGCUUUUUCGGCAUAUCCGUCGAUUUGACCGAGGAAGGGAUGAACCAUGUUGAUGAUAUCGUCAAACUGGUGUUUCAGUAUAUAAACAUGUUAAAAAAGGAAAAACCACUAAAAUGGAUUCAGGACGAGAACCGGGAUAUAGGCAAUAUGACAUUUCGGUUUAAGGACAAAGAAUCCCCCAGAAAUUAUAUUUCCAACGUGGUCAAUAACUUGCAGUUGUAUCCGUUAGAGGACGUGUUGUGCGCGCAAUACAUGUUGAAUGAAUGGAAGCCCGAACUUAUUGAGAAAGCUUUGAAAGAUUUUGUCCCAGAAAAAGUGAGAUUGGCAGUAGUUGCGAAGGCAUUUGAAAAUAUCUGUGAUGAAACAGAACCCUGGUACGGUACCAAGUUUAGUAAGCAAAAUAUCCCGCUGGAAACCCUCAAGGUAUGGAAAGAAGCCGGCCUAUGUGACGAGUUGAAGCUGCCGGAGAAAAACGAAUUUAUACCCACCGACUUUUCUCUGUUUCCUUUAGAUAAUUCGGUGACGGAGUAUCCGGUUAUCAUACAGGACACUGCAUUAACCAGGGUGUGGUUCAAGCAAGACGACAAGUUCCUGCUGCCCAAAGCGAACGUGAUGUUUGACUUUGUAAGCCCGAUGGCCUACUUGGAUCCUCUCAACUGCAACUUGACUCACAUGUUUGUGCAACUCUUCAGGGACGCCCUCAAUGAGUACGCGUACGCCGCUGAACUGGCGGGCCUCAAAUGGGAACUGAUCAACACCAAAUAUGGUUUAAUAUUAGGCAUUGGAGGCUACAACAACAAACAGCACAUCCUGCUGGAGAAAAUAAUGGACAAGCUGACGAAUUUCAAAAUCGAUCCCAAACGGUUCAACAUAUGGAAAGAACACUACAUCAGGAAUCUCAAAAACUUUUCUGCCGAACAGCCGUACCAGCACGCGGUGUACUAUCUUACCGUACUGUUGACGGAGCAUUCAUGGACCAAAGAGGAGCUCCUGGCGUCGACCGACCAACUGACGUUGGAAAUGCUGGAGGCGUUCAUACCGCAAGUGCUCUCGAAAAUGCACAUCGAGUGUCUCGUGCACGGCAACGCGGACAAAGCGAAAGCGCUCGACUUGGUGCGCAUCGUCGAAGAGCUCCUCACUGCAAAAAUGAACAUGUCGCCGUUGUUGCCGCGGCAACUGCUGUUGAAUCGCGAGCUGAAGCUCGAAGACGGCUGCCAUUACUCGUACGAGAAGCAGAACGGCGUGCACAAGAGUUCGUGCAUCGAGGUCUACUACCAGUGCGGCUUGCAGAACCGCGAGAACAACGUUAAGCUCGAACUGUUCUGCCAGCUUAUACAGGAACCGUGCUUCGACGUACUUAGGACCAAGGAGCAACUGGGGUACAUCGUGUUCAGCGGCGUGCGCAAAUCAAACGGCGUCCAAGGUUUGAGGAUAAUAAUUCAGUCGGAUCGGCACCCGGAAUACCUCGACAGCAGGAUCGAGGAGUUCCUGCACAGCAUGCUCGGCUACAUUAGCGACAUGACCGAGGAGGAGUUUUCGAGGCAUCGCGAGGCUUUGGCCGCCCAACGGCUGGAAAAACCGAAGCAGCUCUCUGCGCAAACCAACCAGUUCUGGUCAGAGAUCACCGCGCAGCAGUACCACUUUGACCGCGCCAACGUAGAGGUCGCUUACCUAAGGACGCUGACGAAACAGGACGUGAUCGCCUUUUACGAGGAAUUGCUGAAGAGCGACGCCAGCGGCAGGAAGAAGCUGUCGGUGCACAUAGUGUCGACGGCAGAGGGCGGGGCCGGUAUAAACAACGGUAACGGGGAGGCGGGUGACAAAUCCAAGGCCGCGAGCGUGAUCAACGAUAUCACGGUGUUCAAGAGUGCUCACGAAAUGUACCCGCUGGUGCAACCCUACAUGAAUAUCACCCGCAAGGGUAACAGAUGCAAGCUUUAAACGGUAUCGUAGCUUUUAACGAAUUUACGUCACAUAAUUAAAUUAAAUGUAAACGGUUUUAUUUAAAUUGAGCGUUAAUUGUUUUUUUCUGAUUGUUCGUUUUCGGAAAUAAAAACCAGAGUUAGCGAUAA
Molecule: messenger RNA, 3307 nt
Organism: Cylas formicarius (sweet potato weevil)
Lineage: Eukaryota; Metazoa; Arthropoda; Insecta; Coleoptera; Brentidae
Gene: Ide
Product: insulin-degrading enzyme
Exons: 13
Coding region: 135-3176 (1013 amino acids)
Biological process (GO): peptide catabolic process
Cellular component (GO): cytosol; mitochondrion
Molecular function (GO): metal ion binding; metalloendopeptidase activity
Source: RefSeq, a predicted model, not a curated record